Messenger RNA from Besnoitia besnoiti, 336 nucleotides. RefSeq names its product putative translation initiation factor IF-2. The transcript has 4 exons. The record is from RefSeq and is a predicted model, not a curated record. NCBI's taxonomy places the organism in Eukaryota, Apicomplexa, Conoidasida, Eucoccidiorida, Sarcocystidae. Gene Ontology annotation, biological process: mRNA splicing, via spliceosome. The coding region runs from base 1 to 336 and encodes 111 amino acids. Gene Ontology annotation, cellular component: precatalytic spliceosome; catalytic step 2 spliceosome; U2 snRNP.
AUGGCUGCAAAGCAUCAUCCCGACUUGAUUAUGUGCCGCAAGCAACCCGGCAUUGCCAUCGGGCGCCUGUGCGAGAAGUGCGACGGCAAGUGCCCCAUCUGCGACAGCUACGUUCGUCCGCACACGCUGGUGCGAAUUUGCGACGAAUGCAACUACGGCAGCUACCAAGGUCGCUGCGUCAUCUGCGGCGGCCCGGGCCUCUCCGAUGCGUACUACUGCAAGGAGUGCUGCCAGAUGGAAAAAGACAGAGACGGAUGCCCAAAGAUUGUGAACUUAGGGAGCGCAAAGACAGACCUGUUCUACGAGCGGAAGAAGUACAGCUUCAAACGCGGCUAA